UUUCAUAUAGUAUAUUCUGAACGCAUUCAUUUGCAGAUGCGCAUACAGUUUUGCGCAUUUUGUACAAGUUGGGGGAAAUCACGGUCAAAAAAUCUAUUUUAACACCGUUCAUCGGUCUUUCCUUUUCCGUACACUUAAUCAUGGUGUCAGGGACUUUGUACACGUACCCAGACAAUUUUCGUGCUUUUAAAGCACUAAUUGCGGCACAAUAUUCUGGAGCCAGUGUUAAAGUUGCACCAGAUUUUAUAUUCAAUGAGACAAACAAGACUGAAGCUUUCCUCAAAAAAUUCCCAAAUGGAAAGGUCCCAGCUUUUGAAACUUCCGAUGGAAAAUACAUAAGUGAAAGUAAUGCAAUUGCAUACUAUGUUGCAAAUGCUCAAUUACGUGGAAAAACCGACCUAGAUCAAGCACAAGUAUUGCAAUGGAUUAGUUUUGCCGAUUCGGAAAUAUUGCCAGCAUCAUGUGCAUGGAUUUUCCCUAUUUUAGGAAUCUUACAAUUUAACAAACAGUCAAACGAACGUGCAAAAGAGGAUAUUAAGAAAGUAUUGGACAUCUUAAACAAACAUCUUCUAUCACGAACAUAUCUAGUUGGUGAACGUAUUACUUUAGCUGAUAUUGUCGUUGCGUGUACAUUACUUAAUUUGUAUCAACAUGUGCUUGAUGCAAACUUCCGUAAACCGUAUCAAAACACCAAUCGUUGGUUUAAUACCGUUUUGAAUCAACCACAAGUUAAAGCUGUAAUUAAGGAUUUCAAAAUAUGUGAAAAACAAGCUGAAUUUGAUCCCAAGAAGUUUGCUGAAGUUCAAGCACAACUUGGUGUUGCCAGUGCCAAAAAAGCUGAAAAGAAAGAAAAACCAGCUAAAGAAAAGACACCCAAAAAAGAUGAAAAGAAAGAAAAGGAAGCCCCCGAAGAAUUGGAUUUAGCUGACGAAGCUCUUGCUACCGAACCUAAAUCAAAGGAUCCAUUUGAUCUUUUACCAAAAGGAACUUUCAAUAUGGAUGACUUUAAACGUUGUUAUUCAAAUGAAGAUGAAUCAAAAUCAAUUCCAUACUUCUUCGAAAAAUUCGAUCCAGAAAAUUAUUCUAUUUGGUUAGGCGAAUAUAAAUAUAAUGAAGAACUUACCAAAACAUUUAUGAGUUGUAAUUUAAUUGGUGGUAUGUUCCAAAGACUUGAUAAAAUGCGAAAAUGUGCAUUUGCUUCAUGUUGUUUGUUUGGAACUGAUAAUGACAGCUCCAUUUCUGGUAUCUGGGUAUGGCGUGGCCAAGAAUUAGCAUUUCCAUUAUCACCUGAUUGGCAAAUCGAUUAUGAAUCAUAUGAAUGGACAAAAUUGAAUCCAGCUGAUGAAAACACUAAAAAAUUAGUAACCCAAUACUUCUCAUGGACUGGCACCGAUAAGAAAGGCCGAAAAUUCAAUCAAGGAAAAAUUUUCAAAUAAAUAUUGUUUACCAACAUCGAUAAAAAAAAAUCAGAUAAAUCACGUUAAUAUACAUAACACAAUCGACGUUAAAAUUAUUUUGGGGGUGCUGUCGUUAAUAAUCAACUGCGAAAUAUUUUGCAACUUUGUUCACAAGUGUACUAUUUUUUUAUUUUGUUAUAUUUUGUAGUUGAAAUUUAUUUUGGAAUGCGUACUUUUAAU
Chrysoperla carnea is the source of this 1637-nucleotide messenger RNA. It is a transcript of the gene eEF1gamma, whose product is annotated as elongation factor 1-gamma. Gene Ontology annotation, cellular component: cytoplasm; nucleus. Gene Ontology annotation, biological process: translational elongation. The record is from RefSeq and is a predicted model, not a curated record. The transcript is spliced from 7 exons. Gene Ontology annotation, molecular function: translation elongation factor activity. Lineage: Eukaryota; Metazoa; Arthropoda; Insecta; Neuroptera; Chrysopidae. Bases 141 to 1436 code for a protein of 431 amino acids.